Molecule: messenger RNA, 1844 nt
Organism: Clonostachys solani
Lineage: Eukaryota; Fungi; Ascomycota; Sordariomycetes; Hypocreales; Bionectriaceae
Source: the annotation of a GenBank genome assembly
ACUACGCCGUGGAAAUCGUGGGACGCUUCAUCAACAGAGUCGAGACGUUGACCCUCAAUAAAAUGGGUGAUUUCAAGGGUCUAAGAGUGCUUUGGCCUCCCGAUGGCCUAAAACCACCUAACCACACACAUGACAUCGUAUUUGUGCACGACCAGAGAUCUAUAUUCGACUGGAAAGCAAAGAACGGAGCCAUUAUUCCAGUGCAAAUUGGAUCAGAAUUGGAGACAAGUCGUAUUUUUGGGUUUGGCUAUGACCUGGGGGACGCGAGAAUCACCUCUGACGGCUUCUUUGAAAAUGACAUUAUAUUCGGCCCAGGCUACGAUCUGUGUUCAAAGCUAAAUGUCGUGAAGAGUACAGACAAGGAGCACAUCCCAAUAACCUUUGUUAGCCAUGGCGUCGGCGGUGUGGUCGUCAAACAUGCACUCUGGGUUUCCAAACAGAGACCUCAACUUGGAGCCAUCUUGAAACAAACAAGUCAUGUUAUUUUUGUCGAUACGCCUCAUUCUAACUUGACUUGGGGCCUUUGGAAGACCCUAUCAGCUGAACCCCAAAGCUUGGCAAGCCGUGGCUGUUGGCAACUAUGGUCAACCGCUGUUGAUAGUGCGCAAGAAAAGUUUCGGAAGCUUGCGUGCUACUUUAACAUCUCAUCGGCAUUUCUAGCAUCGAGAGGUCCUGAAGCAUAUCUUGAUGGAGACACCUUGGCAAAUUCGCCCAACGGAAGGGUCUUCGAGCUUCCCGUGUCUGAAAAUCACCGAGGGCAAGGCCUUAUUGAUGAAGACUUCAUAUCGGAGUGGCUUCUUACUUGCAUAAGAGAAACUAAAUUUUGCUGGACAAGGAAAAGUGCCCACAUUCUUAAAAUUAAAUCCUGGCUUGAACUCCAACCAGAGAUCAUCAAUGCUCAUACAUAUGAACGAAACCUUAGGCUGCGAUGUCCUGGCACCGGAAACUGGCUUUUGAACCAUGCAUCCUUUCGCCAAUGGACUAGUGAUGGGGUUCAGAAUCCAAUCCUUUGGUUAACCGGUCCCCAAGGAUCUGGAAAGUCUGUACUUUCUUCAAUGAUCACUCACCAUAUAUCACAGACACUCCAGGACCCGGCCCCAUAUAUCAACUUUAGCUCUCAAAAGCCUCGUUCGGCUUUUCAACUAGCCUCCUUGUUGGCUUUGCAACUUGUUGAUUUUGCAAUAGAGAAACAUGGAGGUGUAAGCAUUGAAAUUCUCCACGUUAUUGAAGAUAAAUCGAGUCGGCUCCAACGAAUUCACCGCCUGCUUAAGAUCCUUGUGUCUCAGUGCCAAAGGGUCUUUUUCAUUCUGGAUGGCAUCGACCAAAUGGGCCUCCCUGAAGGAAUAGAAAUGCCUUGGAGAGCGCACGAGGUGGAGAGAAUAACACAACACAUGGAAACCACGCUCAAGUUUCUCAUGGAUUUGGCUCGUAACACAAACUCUGGUUCUGUUAGAGUGUGGUGUUCUUCGGAAAACACUACUAGUGGGAUAGAGAAACUCCUAACGAACGAUUCAGCUACUACACGAUUGCGCAUGGAAGGUAAUGCAGUUGCGAAAGAUAUUAGGAGAUGCCUCAACCAUCCUACUAAACAAGAACACGGUGAACUCAUCUCUAAAGACAAAAAUUCAGAUCAUAUUUCCUUGCUCAUCCCCGAAAGACAACGAAACUUUCUCUUAGCCUCAUUGGUUAGGGAGGUCUUGGAUACAAGGAGAAGCGUCCCAGGAGAAACGGAAAGGAAUUUCGACUCAAGCCUAAUGGACUUGGAUGUGAUCUUCAAAAAGACCUUUGGUGAUAUCUGCCAUUCAAAUCGAUCUCAAAAAGAGGAUCCAUCAUUCUCUUGGUUG